Anoplophora glabripennis (Asian longhorned beetle) is the source of this 5813-nucleotide messenger RNA. RefSeq names its product citron Rho-interacting kinase (gene sti). Gene Ontology annotation, molecular function: ATP binding; protein serine/threonine kinase activity. The coding region runs from base 92 to 5677 and encodes 1861 amino acids. The transcript is spliced from 11 exons. The record is from RefSeq and is a predicted model, not a curated record. Gene Ontology annotation, cellular component: cytoplasm; actin cytoskeleton. Lineage: Eukaryota; Metazoa; Arthropoda; Insecta; Coleoptera; Cerambycidae. Gene Ontology annotation, biological process: peptidyl-threonine phosphorylation; actomyosin structure organization.
UGUCUUGUAACGGUUUCUUAUGGAAGAUUGUUUGUUUUUAAAUUAUGCUAUAAUUAUUCGCCAGUAAUCGCUUUUUACUUCAUUGAUAAUUAUGGAGUCAUCAAAAGAACCUGUGAGUGUUAGAAUAGCUCGGCUGAACGCUGAAAUCAUUGGAAAAACUGCAAAGUUACACUCGACGAAUUUACUAGCCCGGGAAAGCCUUUUCGAUGUUUUGCAAGCUUUAUAUGAUGAAUGUUCUCUGGAAAAUUUACAGAAAUACGACGCAAACAUUGCACAAUUCGUGGAUAAGCAUAAAGAAACAAUAAAAGAAUUAAAACGACUUAGGGUAAAUAUAACUGAUUUUGAAGUUAAAGACGUUAUUGGUCGCGGUCACUUUGGCGAAGUUCACCUAGUUAAAGAAAAACAAACUGGUGAUGUUUAUGCCAUGAAAACUCUGAGAAAGAUCGACAGUGAUACAAAGAGAACUUCCUAUGAAGAAGAAAGGAAUAUUAUGGCUUUUGGUAAUUCGCAAUGGUUGACUUCCUUACAGUAUUCUUUCCAAGACAAUACUUACCUGUUUUUUGUAAUGGAAUACCAUCCUGGAGGAGAUUUAUUAGGGCUUCUGUACAGACAAGGAGGUACAUUACCAGAGAGUGCUGCUACUUUUUACAUCGCUGAAUUGGUUUUAGCAUUAGAGGAUCUCCAUAAAAUGGGGUAUGUACACAGGGACAUCAAACCAGAUAAUGUAUUGCUUGACCGUUGUGGACAUUUGAAGCUUGCCGAUUUUGGAUCUGCGGCAAAGUUGAAUGAUAGUGGUUUGGUAAAUAUUAGCCCUCCUGUGGGAACUCCAGAUUAUAUUGCGCCUGAGGUUCUACAAUCUUUAGAUAAUAAGAAUGAUAAGGAUGUAGGAUAUGGGGUUUCCUGCGAUUUUUGGUCCUUAGGCAUAGUAGCUUACGAACUAACAAUCGGCAACACUCCCUUUACUGGUCAAAACUCCACAUUAAUUUACUCAAAAAUAAUGAACUCUAAGAACAAUCUGAAGUUUCCACCCGAUGUUGUGCUAAGUCAAGCAUACGUAAACUUUGUUAAAGCUCUGAUAACAGAUCACAAGACUCGACUGAGCGCUAACCAAAUACGCAAGCAUGAUUUGUUCAGAAACACCCAUUUUGAUACCCUUAGAGACCAAGUGCCCCCUUUUGUACCAAAAAUUACUUCUGUAGAUGACACUAGCAACUUCACAGACAUACAGAGUAAAAAGAAAACCCCUACGAUUGAGAAUUUCAAGAAGCGUACCCAGUUUUCGGGUCGUAACUUGCCCUUUAUAGGGUUUACGUUUACCCAUGACUUGAACAGUUUCGAGGGAAAUUUUAACAGAAAGAUCGUGGCAAAAGAUGAGGUGGUGGAAGGCUUGAAGAACGAGGUAGAGAGUCUGAGGAGGAAGUUAGUGAAAAAUGAGGAUUUUGAUCAGGAAAGAGAUGUUUUAGAAAGAAAAUUAGAGGAGAAGUGUAGGAAGCUGGAAAGUAUAGAAAAUUUAAGAGAUAGACUGGAGAAAGAUUUGGCAAAUAAUAUUGCUGAGAAUGUGGCCCUUAAAAGAACAUUAGAACUGGAAAGGAAGGAUCGUACCGAGUUAGAACGCAAGGCACUUGACCUCAUAAAGGGCGCAAAGUUGAAGUGGGAGAUGGCAGAAAAAUCUAAAGUAGAUGCCUUAAUUUUGGAGAUAGAACAGCAGAAGGAAAAGAUAACCCAACUAACUACAACGAACAACAUGCUGAACGAGCAGCUGCAGCACGCACUCAAUUUGGAAGGUAAACACAAGGAAUCCCUGGAGAAGGUACAGAAUUUGAGUAGAAGGAGCGUCAUCGGUUUAGAGUCUCGUCUGGAGAAGAUAACCAGCGAGACGCAGGGUACCAUCGCUGAGUUACAGAGGAAACUAAGCGACGAAUCGCAUCAGAAGAACGUUUUGGAAGGAAAGGUGGGUAGGAUGAAAGAAAAAGAAGAAACAUUAGUAGCGAAACUCAAGCAAUCGGAAGAGGAAUAUACUGAUCUGAAGGCUAAAGUGGAUGAAGCAGAAAAAGUUAUACGUCAACUGAGUGAUCAGGUUACCGUUCUGGAAAAUGAUGUAGGCAAAAUGGAGACGUAUAAAGAAGAGAUUGCACGUUUGCAGGAAAUCGUCGAUAAAAGCCACAAAACUGUUAAAGACUUAGAAAACCGGAACACAUUCCUACAGAUAGAGACAAAAACUUUGGAAGACUACAAGAAGGAAAUCGAAAAUAUGAAGAAAACCAUCACGAACAUGCAGAAUGACAGGAAAGUGGCACAAUUGGAAAGUCAGCUAUUUGAAGAGCGGGAAAAAUGCCAAGCGUUGAAGAAACAACUACAGGAAUCGGAGAGUAUUGUUACGGAAAAUCAAGAAUUGAAAGAACUGAGAACCAAGUACUGGCGCAUGGAAAAAGAUUUCGGGAAUUGUAAAAUAGACAAGAGAAUUUUGGAAAGGGAAUUAAAAGACGCACAGGCCGAAAUUAAACAAUUAAAUGGUAAAAUCGAAGAGUAUACCAAAACAUUAGUGGAAAGUAAAAAAAGGAGUGAAGCUGCUCUCUUGGAACUCAGCGGUAUCAAUGAGUCGAUUUCAAUGGAAUUGAUUAAGGUGAAGGAUAAUUACAACAAUUUGCAGGAUACACUGGCUAGAGAACGAGAAAAGACGGAUGAAGAAAAAAUGAUUAUUCAAGAACUGAAGGAUAUUAUAAAAACCAAAGAUGUUCAAAUAAAUUCUCUAAACUCCGAUGUGUUCAAUUUAAAAAAACAAAAAUACGCGCUUGAGAAUGAAAUACAAAAAUACGAGACAGAAAAAUCAAGGUUAUUGGACUUAGCCGAACGUAUACAAAAAGAAAAAAGCAGUAUCUGUGACGAACUAGAUAAAACAAAGCGAGAGAUUGAAAACACAAAUUUGAAUUUAUCCGCACUUAGAGAAGCGUGUACCCUUUUAGAGAACCAGGUUAUAGAGUACGAGAAAAUAAACGCCUCCUUUGAAGCGAAACACACGGCUUUAAACGGCAACACAGAGAAGCUUAUCCAGGACCUCUGUAAGGCGAAGGAAGACAUCCAGGAAGCCAAGAAACAAGCCAAUGAAGAGAAAUCUCUGCGACUACUUGCCGAAAUGAAAACAAAAAGGCUGCACGAAGACAUUCAGUGUUUGCAAAACGAGUGUACCUCGUACAAAACUCAAUGUAUGGAGUACAAACAAUGCACGACGAAUCUUUCGGAUGAACUCACGAUUGCCGAGGAGAAAAUAUCAGAUUUGGAGGUGCAGUUGAAAUCGUACGAGCGACAAGUUUCAGAUUUGAAGUUGGAAAAUAAGGUUAUCAAGCAAGAAGUAUCGGACUAUCUAACCAAGUUGAAUAAGGUGAAAGAAGUUAACCAUAAAUUGAACCACCAGCUUGGAGAGUUGAAGCAAGACAAGAUGGAACUGUUUCAAAAGCUGGACGAACUCGAUGGGGUUUUAAUUGAGAAAAGCAAUUAUUAUAAGGAAAGGGAGUUGAAAUCCGAGUCGACUAUUAAGCAGCAGAUCAAAUUGAUCGAUUAUUUGCAGUCAAAGAUUGACGAACUGAACAACAAGAAAAGGACAUUCACCGAGGUACUGUUUGGCAGUUCGAAGAAGGAGAAUCAACCUCCUCUGCCCAUCCUCAACUACAAGGAUUUAGAAACGCAACUGUAUAAGGAACGGGAGACUAACAAACAACUCAACGAGGAAUUGUACCGUUUAAAGGCCGCCACGAUGUUAAGUGCAAGUCAGGGUUUGAUAAAUAAGGUAAAUGAUAAGGUGCAGAGACACAAAUCGGAAAUUAUGUCACCGAAAAGUAAAGUGGCACUGCAGCAGCUCGUCAACUCUCCGAGCAAGCAGAAGAGCGAUCUUUAUAGGCAGAAUUCGGUACAAAGGAUGCAUCACAAUAUACCGCACAGGUUUGACUCGAAAUUGUGUGCCAAAUCAUCGAUGAAAUGCGCGAGUUGCUCUGAUUCGAUAGCUCUAGGGAGAUCCAUGAACGUUUGUAAGGAGUGUAACGUUACGACUCAUCCGCAAUGCGCUACAGCGAUUCCCAACACUUGUGGUUUACCCCAUGGAUUUGCCAAACACUACAAAGACAGCUUAGAACCUAAAAACGAUGUGUCAGCGUCGAAGUUGUCCGAGAAUGAAAUUGUUAACAUCGAAGGUUGGAUUAAAGUACCAGGGAAAACCAAUUCUUGGGAGAAACGCUAUGCCUGUUUGACGAAUACGUCCAUAAACAUCUAUACGAAACCCCCGAACGAAGAGGGAUCUAUGUUGAUUGAAGAUUUUUCCUUGAAACCCGUAAAUAGCCAUGGGAAGGUAAUUCUGGAACCUUUGCCUUCCGAAAUAGGGGUUCCGGUUGCAAAUAGUGACUUAGCCUUCAUUCUGAAGGUAGAAGUAGCCCCCGAUACGACUUGCUGGCCUCAGAAGUGUCUUAUCUUUAUGACACUUUCAGCACAAGAUAAGGACAAAUGGUUCUUAGCUCUACAAAAAAUUUACGGUGAGGAUUUCGAAACACCGAAAUUCGACAAGCUCCUGAGCCUCCCUGAAGACGUGAAUGUUAAUUGUGUUGUCGAUUUAACAGAAAAUAUAAAAAUAAUAGGCGCUGAGAAAGGCCUUUACGCUUACUAUGACAAAAACUUAUUGCACAUCGAGGGACUAACAGCAGUACACCACAUUUCUAUAAUGCCAAACACCAACACCGUCCUCAUGAUCGUGAAUGACAAAAACACUCUCAUAUCCUGCGAUUUAAACCACCUAAUAAACGUAUCGCAGUGCGCCCAGUGCACCAAGCCGCGACUUAAGUACACAAACGUGAACGUUAACAAUUUGAACGGUUUUCACAUAUUACAAGUAUCGAAAUUCCCAACUCACCAAAAAGUGUGCAUAGCUACCUCGAAACAACUUAUUAUCUUAAGUUAUGACAUGGAGACAUCGGAUUUGGUGCCGCAGAGGAUUCUGGACACUGCCGAACCUACUAGCUGCGCCUUGUUCACUGAAUACACGUUAAUAGUGGGAGCCAACAAGUUCUUCGAGAUCGACUUGCAGACGUUCCAAGCGGACGAGUUCUUAGAUUUAUCAGAUGUCAAGUUAAAGCAAGCGGUGAAAUGUUACAAAAUGGGAUCGUUCCCGCUAGCUAUACUGCGGAUUUCCAAGAACCCGAAAGAGUACUUACUGUGCUUCAACGAAUUCUCAGUAUUUGUCGACGAGUACGGCAGGUCGUCUAGGAACACAGAGAUCAAAUCUACACAUUUACCGCUCGCCUUUCACUUCAGCAAGCCCUAUUUAUACAUUGUUCAGUUCGCCGCCAUAGAAAUUGUUAAAAUAAACGAGGACACUUGCAACGAGAGCAGCAGUGACUCCAUUACGAGUUUGGACAGUGUCAGGUUGGAAGUGGAUAAGUUUAGGUAUGUCGGGUAUAACAAGAAAGGCAUAUACGUCGUACAAGCGGGCGAAAUAAAAUUUGUUGAUGCCAGGAAGUUCGGGGAUAUCGAUUUGAGUUCCACUGUUAGUGAAUCGACUGAAAACGAUUCCGAUAGAUUUAGCUUUACUAGUUCCAUCGUUCAGAGCUUAGACGGUAACUUGAGCGACGCGGAGAGCAAUGAAAUCGAUACCCGCCAAAGGAGGGUCAAGUUUUCAGAAAGUAGUCAGCAUUAGUUUUAAGUUUUUAAAUUCUUUUUGACUGAAGCAUUUACACAGUUUAAUUUAAUUCAAGAUGUACUUAUAUAUAAUAAUAUAGGUGAUCUGAGCCUUGCCUGGUCGGAUUUAAUUGUUUGUGAUUUUAAUUUUUAUA